Molecule: messenger RNA, 1818 nt
Organism: Notodromas monacha
Lineage: Eukaryota; Metazoa; Arthropoda; Ostracoda; Podocopida; Cyprididae
Source: the annotation of a GenBank genome assembly
AUGGGUUCCGGCGAUGGCUCGGGCAGCAUGGGUUCCGGCGAUGGCUCGGGCAGCAUGGGUUCCGGCGAUGCCGCGGGCUCCGGCAGCAUGGGUUCCGGCGAUGGCUCGGGCAGCAUGGGUUCCGGCGAUGGCUCGGGCAGCAUGGGUUCCGGCGAUGGCUCGGGCUCCGGCAGCAUGGGUUCCGGCAGCAUGGGUUCCGGCAGCAUGGGCUCGGGCAGCAUGGUCACGGGCAUGAUGGGCUCGGGCAGCAUGUCUGGCGGCGGGUCGGACGGCGACGGCGGCGCGGAAGGCGGCUCGGAAGACGGCGGUCCUUCCGGCGACUCCAUGAUGGUCAUGAUGAUGAUGUCCAUGAGUGGGUCCGGCGAGAUGGCAGCGGGCAGCGGGGAACCCGGUGCCCCGCUGCAGGGCGAGGAGAAGGCCAAGUUGCAGGAACUCCUGGCCUUCCUGGCCUUUGGCAUCUCAAGCGAGCUCACCAAGGCCAUGGCGGACUUUGGCAGCGGCGACACGCCGAUCGAAGCCGAGCUGACUCCCGGCAUGAUGGGCUCGCCGCCGAAAAUAUCCCCAAUCGACCCCCGCGGCAGCAUCAUCAUGGGUUUCGACAUGGACUACCCCCAGGGCGCGGAGAAGGUGCCUUAUGCCAUGUGGUUGAUGGUCAAUGUCAAGUCCGAGUCCGACCUGGGCAACUCCCAGUUGGUGGUGCUGCCCUGGAAGUUUGAUGAAGAGUCCAUGCUGCCCAAGGGUAGCGGAGGGGCCAGAUUCAUGGCCCUGGUGGUCAGCCAAGAAGGCGGCGAGUUUGACGUGGACGACAUCAAGACAAAGGCGACAGAGGACAAACGCGAGGGAUUCACUGGCAAAGAACUCUCGGGCCUGUUGUACUUUGACGACGUGUCCCAUUUGUACCGGGGUGCCAAGCCCGGGGUCGUCAUUUACGCCACCUACUGGAAUGUGUGCCCCGAGGGCGAGACCGGGUGCCAGCCGGGCAAAGAUGGCGCCGGCAUGACCGACCUCACCAUGGAAAUCGACAUGGGCGAAGGCAACACCGGUGACGACAUGGUGAUGGUGAGUGUUACCAAUGUCAUCCACGGCACCACGAUGGAAAUCAUGGACAUCCCCUUGGCGACGGACGCCCCUACCCUCAACAUGGGAUUCACCAUGAGUGACGACGACGACGACGACGACGACGACGAAGAAGAGUCCACGACAGCCAAGAAGAAAUGCAUGAUUAAGAAUUGCUGCUCCCCGAAACCCUGUUCGGAAAAACCCAACUUGACUGGUGGUGGUGGUGGUGAGAUGACGACAGACACUGGGGGGCCAGAAAUCUGUGCCCAGGAAUUUCUGGUCCACGGGACGCCGUGGGGACGUGACGAAGGGACGCCAGCAGGUGGCGCCAGUCACCCCCCAUGGCGGCCGCCAAGUCAGCCAGCCAGCCAGUCAGUCAGUGAGGCCAGUGUUGCCAAAGUCCGUAUUUCCUCUUCAAAGCAGAGAUGCCCUGGGUGUAGCCAGAUGUUUGGCAACCCUGGUGAGCAUGAACUGCUUGUUGGGGACCUGGAUUAUGAGCUUGUGAGGCCACCUGGGGCAUCUGCUGGGGUCUCACGCACAGGUCCACCAGAAAGCAGACAGAAAAAGAAAGGGGAGGGAGUGAACUCUCGGAUGUAUGAGAGGUACGUGACUGGUCGCCAGACAGAGGCACUUGCUCCAGGUGCUGGGUUGCCAACCGAGAGGAGGAAGAAGAAGAAGAAGAAGAAGAAAGAAGGAGAAGGAGGAGCAGCUGCAAGCAGCACUGCAGCUCAUCUGAUGGUGUUGUCUCAGGACUUUUAA